Pseudocercospora fijiensis CIRAD86 is the source of this 1182-nucleotide messenger RNA. RefSeq lists its product as uncharacterized. NCBI's taxonomy places the organism in Eukaryota, Fungi, Ascomycota, Dothideomycetes, Mycosphaerellales, Mycosphaerellaceae. The record is from RefSeq and is a predicted model, not a curated record. The transcript is spliced from 12 exons. Bases 1 to 1182 code for a protein of 393 amino acids.
AUGUCCGUCCAGGCAAGCUAUGGCAAGAAAUUUGCCAAGACCAUCCUGGAGCUCCGAGCCCCGAGCCUCCGACGCUGCACUCACACAAUUCGCAGACAUGUGCAACGCACCUUCACCCAAGGUUACGUUGCACUUUCCAUGGCCGCCCAUCACCUAGCCACGCCUACCAGGCUCACCGAGACGACUGAACAAGACGCAGAGACAUGUUUCGACCAGUGCGUUCAACACACUGGCUAUGCAUAUGACACUGCAUCUGGCUCCGCCGAGGACAGUGCUGCCACUUGGUCUAUUCAGCCUACUUCGGCGACUUCUUCCGGUACCCUUGCGAGCUCAGAGAGGGACAACUGGGACCUACUCAUUGUGUGCUCAAAGUGUGGUAUGCCACAAGACGUCUUUCCGUAUGAUCCCACAAUAUUAUUGCCUCCCUGGAAACUGUUGGCGGCGGCUAGAAUAGUGGCAACACGCAACGACAUGUUCGCUGUGCUCCGGCCGCCUUUCAAUAUAGAUACCGCUCCCGAUGCGUUCUAUUUUCUGGGUGAAUUGAGGUCACGGUCGUCAAUUCGACGCUAUGAGGACCAUUCCGAGAUCCACUUGAACGGCUACCAUUCGACUCAUAUGGCCAAGUCUCCCAAGCGAUCCGAACAAUGGUCAUAUUCAGCUAGUUCCAUACCUUGCGCAGAUGAGGGUUGGUCGACUGGACUGCUCCUGGACGACAAUCGUUGCCAUAGGGAGCUCUUAAUUCGUUCUCAUUAUGCACCAGUGGAAUUGAUACUCAUACUUGGCGGUAACGGGCAGCAGGAGACUUUGCAUCACAUCCAGGCCGACAAAUCCUCGAGCCGGAUAGGUAUGGUCUGGACGCUUAGCGGUCUCAAACCUUCAGGCUUCCACAAAGCACGAAGAACAGUAUUCGACGCUGUGCACUCCGACUUGCGCGCCCUCGCUUUCUGGACUUUCGCCACAAGGCCGUCCAGUAUCAGCAGCCAUUUCGUCCAACAUCCGCACAGCGACGGUCUACUUCAUUCGAACAAUGUUCACUCGCGACUUCUCAUCAGCCACAGUGGACGUCUCAAGGCCGCCAACACUAUACCAUAUACCUACGCACUAGCUUCAAGAGACUCGACUUCCAUCAUGAAAAGGGGGCGGCCGACUAGCAGAAGAGAUCUGCGUGAUGAUUUUGGCUAG